GUUGACUAGUUCUGACUUCUGGACCCUCGGGGAUAGGAUUUAAUUUUUAUAAGAAAGAAAAUAAGGGAAGUGUUUUAAAUUUACUCCGUAAAGUAAAGAAAAAAAAAUGAAUGUGAAAUUUAUUUUGUAAUGACCUGAAUUCAAUAAUUGUAUUGAACGAUUUUACCUCCCAUUACAAGAAUUUGGUCCACAUGCGCCAUUCUAUAUGGGCGGGUUUGUUAUAUGGCCCAAGUCACUCCAGUUUCGUUACCCCGAAACGCUGCGAGAGCCGGCGCAAAUCAGCACCAUUCGCCGCCGUGACCCGCCGCAUCAUGUCCGAGCUGCAGCCCUUCUCGUCAUGCCUAUAAGAGAUCUGACCCUUCGACGCAUCAAUACGGUCAUUUUCCAUCAUCCGAAGCUCUUCCGCGACCUAAUCGCUGUUCCACCUCUGAGCAACGGGAUGGCCGAUAAGGCGAAGAAGGAAGCCCCCUCAGAUCCAGAAACGGCUGAUACGAAGCAUUUUGUGGCGGAGAAGGCGCCGGAGGAGCCAAGGAAAUCAAUUCCUCCGCCGCCUGAGAAGCCGUUGCCGGGCGAUUGCUGCGGCAGUGGAUGCGUCAGAUGCGUUUGGGAUGUUUACUACGAGGAAUUGGAAGAGUACAACAAGAGUCACAAGAACAGCCCCGAUUCUUCUGUUAAACCCUCUUCGAGUAUUUGAUCUUUGUGCAUCUCCUUUAUCAUAUCUGGAUUGAAAUUAGUUCAUUGUCCUGGAGUUUAUUUCUUCAAUCUUCAUAAAGCUCCAGAAAUUCAAUGGAGUUUACCCUCCAUACACUGCAUUAGGAUCAUCAAGGGUCUCAUUUCGGCCGGGAUGAUUGCCAUUGAUACAUAUGAGCUGAAUGAAGGUUGUUGGUUUGUGAACCUUUAACCUUAGCCUCUUCGAGACCACGUUCUUCAGUGCCGUCUGAUGAUUCUUGGCUCUCAAACACUUGGAAUUUCUUGAUCUGCCAUUUGUUUAACAUUAAUCUCAGAGAGAGUCUUCCAUGGCAAUGCUAGCUUUUUCAUGGAAGCACAGAGGGUUGAUCCCUUGAUGUUAUCUUGGGAUUGAUUGUUACUUAUGCAGGCGUGGAAAGGAUCAGAAGCUCAAACCAGCUCUGAGAGAGGCGUUGAUAGCAUCUCCAACACUAUUAGGUUCAUUUAGUUUGCUUUUGGUACAAAGAGGUCCCAAACUUUUAUCUCAUUUUUUAUCAAUUUAGGAUCUUCAUGCUACCCAAAUUUACUUUAAUCCCUCGGCCCCAAAAUGAGGUUUAACAUUAUACGGACUAUUGUUUUGUGAGUCACACAUAUUUCUUUCUUUAAUAGGCAGGGAAGGACAUGCCCAUUGCUUAUGGAGCUAAAAUAGUCGUAACUGACAAUGUUCUCCCUUCGGGUAAACAAUGGUCUAAAUUGUAUACUUGUGUGAUAAGAAGGCAAAGAACUGUAUACUUUAUUUUGGGAGACUCAAAGAAACAAAAAUGUAAGCUUUAU
Molecule: messenger RNA, 1500 nt
Organism: Cuscuta campestris
Lineage: Eukaryota; Viridiplantae; Streptophyta; Magnoliopsida; Solanales; Convolvulaceae
Source: the annotation of a GenBank genome assembly